Messenger RNA from Meira miltonrushii, 820 nucleotides. RefSeq lists its product as uncharacterized. The record is from RefSeq and is a predicted model, not a curated record. Gene Ontology annotation, molecular function: acyltransferase activity, transferring groups other than amino-acyl groups. The transcript has a single exon. Lineage: Eukaryota; Fungi; Basidiomycota; Exobasidiomycetes; Exobasidiales; Brachybasidiaceae. The coding region runs from base 67 to 801 and encodes 244 amino acids.
CGUUUAUUUGAGUGAUGCAUUGCAUUUUCCCCACCUUUUCUUCCUUCUUCCAAGAGCGCUGCAAAGAUGGCUGUUGAAGAUACACAUUCACAAAGCGAAACAGUAAAGAUCACAAAAGUCGAAUCAGAAGAAGAGAUCGAACGAUGUUUCGAAGUGAUGUCAUUAGCUUUUGGGAAGGAUAAACCGAUGUUCAAUUCAAUGUAUCCCGAACACGACACUACGGAGGGCAGACGAAAUGGUACGAACAGAUUACGUGAAAUGUGGCAAUCCAAAAGAGAUGAUGUUGAUUUUCAUUAUUUGAAAGCAACAAUCGCAAAUCAAAUUGCGGGCUUUGCUAUUUGGACAAUCAUGACUCCUACAAAGAAUUUGGAAUCGGAAAAAGCGGAAGAAGAAUUUAAUUUGAAGGCAAUGUAUCCUGAUCAACCUUUAGCACAAGAAUGGCUGAGACAGAUAUGGCCAAUCUAUAUCACACAAAGAAGAGAUGUUGUUCUUGCAGAUUCACAGGAUGAUCGACCGGUCAUUGCGUUGGAAUUGUGUGCCGUUCGACCGGACAUGCAACGAAAAGGUGUAGGGGUAUUACUCAGCAGUUGGGGUGUACAAUAUGGCAAAGAGAACGGCAUUCGUGAGGCUGUCUUGGAGGCAAGCAUUGCAGGAGUAGGAUGCUAUACAAAAGCAGGCUUUGCUCACCAAUCUCCAAUCGAUUUCGGACCGGUCGAUCGAUCUCUAACGCAGGUUCGCAAUUUUCCCACUAUAGUCUUCAUGCGAACAGGGCCUUUGCAGACAGAACAGAAAGAUGUCUAAUUAGCGAAAUAAUAAAUCA